Pseudomyrmex gracilis is the source of this 1620-nucleotide messenger RNA. Its product is annotated as probable G-protein coupled receptor B0563.6. The record is from RefSeq and is a predicted model, not a curated record. Lineage: Eukaryota; Metazoa; Arthropoda; Insecta; Hymenoptera; Formicidae. Gene Ontology annotation, biological process: G protein-coupled receptor signaling pathway. Bases 235 to 1479 code for a protein of 414 amino acids. The transcript is spliced from 8 exons. Gene Ontology annotation, molecular function: G protein-coupled receptor activity. Gene Ontology annotation, cellular component: membrane.
AAAAGGUCGUUUUUGACUCGUCACAGGAAUCAGUAUUUUGUUCUCAAUCAAGUCUUGAAUGCCUUGAUCUUUAUUAAAAUAAGCAGGUUGACCUGAUUUACCAAAGGUUUCAAGUAUCUUGUCUUGUCUCGUGAUUAAAUAAUCACCCCAUGCACCCCUCAUCAUCACCUUUCCCGUGGAGUUUGCGCAGUGUCUGUUCUUCUGAAGCGAGAACGUUUAUGAGUCAUUACAGCGAUGCUGACAGGAGUGAUUUAUGGCACACUGUUGUGUUGCAAAGAUGACAAUUCCACCACGGGAUCCGUCGAAGAUGACGUGCUUCGAACUCACGCGAUAUCUUUGGUGCACACUUCUUACAGCAUUGUAGUUCCGAUUAUAUUAGCCGCCGGCUUUUUGGGUAAUGUCACGAUCUUGAUUGUGCUGUCCAGCACGACGUUUCGCGGAAUCGCAUAUUUGUAUCUCAGCGGACUCGCGCUGGCGCACAUCGGCGUCACACUGUCUUGGAUAAUGAUCACGCUGAGACUGGGCUACGGUAUGAGCAACAAUUAUCCGUCAGCUUUCUAUCACGCUCAUCUCGAACUCGUGAUCAUGAACGCUUUCUCGGUCGCCAGUGUUUUCAUCAUGCUGUGCUUAAUCGUGGAUCGAUACAUUUUCGUAUUCUUCCCGUCCCGCUUCCGCACGGGAAACGCGCGAAAAAACGUCCACAAUCUGAUAUUGUUUUCCUUCAUCGCCGGUUUUGUGAUAAGCGGUCCGCUGUCGGUUAUGAGGAUCGUUCACGCGACGCAGGACGAACUCGGCACUUUGUUCACGUUGCGUGAAAACGUACUCGUUACGAAGAAACCUACGUGGAAAUUGUAUAUCUGGAUGAUGGAAUUCGUCGUGCAGAUUUGUCCGUCGAUAUUGUUUAUUAUACUGAACAGUUCGAUCAUCAAGAGGUUUCUUCAAUUGAACGCGCGUACUCGACAAUUCAACGCAACCGCGUACAAGUUGCGAAACAAAAACGCACACGACACGUCGUUACUGUCUCGCAAUCGGGGAUAUAAAGAGGAGCAACAUUUGGCGAUAUUGACGACGACAAUGAUAUUGUGCCUUUUCGUGACGACGAUCCCGGCUGGUCUCACGUCGAUACUGUACAGGAGUUAUCAUUUGAAUCCUAACUAUCAAAUUUUCCGGAUAUGCUCGACAAUUGUGGAACUCAGCAAUUACGCGAUUUAUAUUCACAUAUAUCUCGUCUGCAGUCCAGAAUUUCGGAGAGAGUUAUUGCGGAUUCUGCAAGGAAAAUAUAAUGAAAAUACAGAACAGGAUGUUGAUCAACCGAUCGGAGAAAUCGAAGACUACAGUCGACACGGUACCACCGUUCGAUUGACACCGGAACAUACGAAAUUGAAUUCCCCCGAUUCUCCGACGAAGGAAGCCAAGAAGGAAGAAGCCAACAUAUCGGACGCAACGGCUUUUAUGCUGGAACGCCGAGUUAUCGCAUAAUUAUAUAUAUUGUAUGUCAAAGAAUCAAAGAGAAAAACAGAUUUUUCCGCUUGUUAAUAAAUUAUUAAAUGUGUUGAUAAUGUGUAAUGGGAGAAUUACACACACGUAAUAUAAUAAUCAAAAAAUUAAUAUAAUAAAUUA